AGCCCUGGUUCCUUCCCCCCACUCAUCUUGCAUUUUGAGCCCUGGUGGUCCCCCCCCCCCCCGCAAGCCUUAGAAUAUAAACCGGCAUCUUGCAAGCUGACUUAUUUACCUUGGACCACAAACGGGCGUCCGGGCCUGACCAUCCACUGUAUCCAAAGGUAGAGGCUUUAGUUGGGCCAGCUGAAGGCUGAAACAGGCACCGGCUGGCACCUGGGCAAGGUGCGGGUUUACCUGCCCCUCAAACUUACACAAUGCCCCCCCUUCACCCGGAAGCCAGGCUGCUGAUUGCCCCACAGACUUCUGGGGUGGCCAGGCCUCCAGCCCAGGGGCCGGUCACCUGUUCCAGAGCCAGACCCCCCAGGCAGGCAGGACGAGGACCGUAGAGAGCUGCAAGGUCUUUCGGGGGGGGGGGGGGGAGGGUCGGCUUUGAGAGUCCCAGCUCCCUUCUUCAGGCACCUGACAAAAGCAGUGUUGACUCCUGAAAGGUCACUCAUACCUCCCCCCCCGCCCCCAAACACACAAAUCUUGUUGGUCGCUGCAGUGCUGCUGCCCAGUUUCUGGGGCUCCUCCUUAGCCUCUCCGUGCUUCCCUUCCAGCUAUGUCUGCAUUCGAAGUCCAGCCGCAUCCCACAGAGGUCCACGAAGGAGGCGUGGCCCGGUUUGCCUGCAAAAUAUCUGCCAACCCUCCGGCCGUCAUCACCUGGGAAGUCAACCGGACAGCCUUGCCAGCCGCCACGGACAGAAUCACCGCGUUGCCUUCAGGAGUGCUCCAGAUCUACAACGUCCAACAAAAGGAUGCUGGGAAUUAUCGUUGCGUCGCCACUUCUGUGGCCAACCGGCGGAAGAGCGCAGAGGCCGGGCUCUCCGUCGUUGCAGCCUCGGCCACCCAGCCUUUCCACAAGCCAGCCAUCAUAGCCGGGCCACAGAACACGACCGCCUCCCUCCACCAGACGGUGGUCUUUGAGUGCAUGGCCACCGGGCAGCCGAGGCCCAUCGUCUCCUGGAGCCGCCUAGACCACAAGUCCAUCGACGUCUUCAACACUCGCGUCCUGGGCAACGGGAACCUCAUGAUCUCCGACGUGAAGGUGCAGCACUCGGGCGUCUACGUCUGCCGGGCGACCAUCCCGGGCACCCGCAAUUUCACCACGGCCAUGGCUACUCUUGUGGUGCUGGCUCCGCCUUCGUUUGUGGAGAGGCCGGAGAGCUUGACGAGGCCUCCUCACAUGGCACUGCUCCGCUUUUAUGCUAGGGCGGGAGGGGUAAUUUUAGCACCCAGGGUGACUUGGCUGAAGAACGGGAGGAAGAUCCACUCCAACGGCAGGAUUAAAAUGUACAACAGUAAAUUGGUGAUCAACCAGAUCAUUCCCGAGGACGACGCCAUCUACCAGUGCCUGGCGGAGAACAGCCUGGGCUCCCUCCUGGCUCGGGCCCGGCUGACGGUGGUUCUGUCCGAGGACCGGCCCAGCGCCCCCUGCAACGUCCACGCGGAGACCAUGUCCAGCUCCGCCAUCCUGCUCGCCUGGGAGAGGCCGCUGUACAACUCGGACAAAGUGAUUGCCUACUCCGUCCACUACAUGAAAGCGGAAGGUCUGAACAACGAAGAAUACCAGGUUGUCCUCGGCAACGACACCACCCACUACAUCAUCGAUGACCUGGAACCGGCAAGCAACUACACCUUCUACAUCGUGGCCUACAUGCCCAUGGGGGCCAGCCAGAUGUCCGACCACGUGACGCAGCACACCCUGGAGGACGUCCCUCUGAGAGCUCCUGAGAUCAGCCUGACGAGCCAAAGCCCCACCGACAUCCUGACCUCCUGGCUGCCGAUCCCUGCCAAGUACCGGCGAGGCCAAGUGGUUUCCUUCCGCUUGUCGUUCCGGCGUAGCACGGAGAGCGCCGUCCAAGGGGUGGAACUCCCGGGCUCCACUUACGAGUACCUGCUCCGAAACCUGAACCCGGACACCGUCUACCUGGUCCGAAUUACGGCAGCCACGCGCGUUGGCUGGGGAGAGGCGUCUCUGUGGACGUCCCACCGGACCCCGAAGGCCACCAGUGUCAGAGCCCCAAAGUCUCCGGAGCUGCGCUUGGAGCCCCUGAACUGCACGACCAUCACCGUCAAGUGGCAGCAGGGCCUGGGUGACACGGCCACCAUCCAAGGCUACAAGCUGUACUACAAGGAGGAGGGCCAGCUGGAGGGCCCCCCCAUCCUGCUGGACGCCAGCAUCCUGACACACACCGUCAGCGGCUUGGAUCCCCGAAGGAAGUACCACGUCCGGCUCCUGGCCUACAACAGCUUGGAGGAAGGCUACCAGGCAGAUCAAACUGUCAGCACCCCGGGAUGUGUCUCUGUCCGGGACCGCCUGGUGCCUCCGCCGCCUCCCCCUCACCACCUCUACGCCAAAGCCAACACCUCGUCUGCCGUCUACCUGCACUGGGGGCGUCCGGCCUUCACCUCCGCACAGGACAUCAACUACACUGUUCGUUGCAACCCAGUGGGGCUCCAGAACGCGUCUUUGGUCCUCUACCUUCAAACAUCCGAGACUCACCUGCUGAUUCAAGGGCUGGAGCCGAACACCAAGUAUGAGUUUGCCGUUCGGCUGCACGUGGAUCAGCUGUCGAGCCCAUGGAGUCCUGUGCUGUACCACACGACGCUUCCGGAAGCACCCUCUGGCCCCCCACUGGGAGUGAAGGUGACGUUGAUCGAGGAGGACACAGCGUUGGUGUCUUGGAAGCCGCCAGACGGGGAGAGGAUGGUCGUCUCUCGCUACACCAUCUUGUACGCCUCCCGGAAGGCCUGGAUUGCUGGAGAGUGGCAGGUCUUGUACAGAGAAGGUACCAUGACGAUGGCUUUGCUGGAGCAUCUCCUGGCUGGAAACAUCUACGUCAUCCAGAUAGCUGCCUCCAACGAAGUGGGCGAAGGGCCCUUCUCCAGUGCCGUCGAACUGGCUGUCUCGCCCAAGGAAGCAUCCGAGUCCAAUCAGAGACCCAAGCGGUUGGAUUCUGCUGGUGCCCCUGAGACAGCCUCCUCCGGCUACUAUCCCCUGGACCAGAAGUCCAUGACCGGCAUCAUCGCUGGCGUCUGCAUCGCUCUCACCUGCAUCUUGCUCUGCGUCCUCAUCCUCAUCUAUCGCAGCAAAGCCAGGAAGACGUCUGCUCCCAAAAGCCUGCCCCAGGGCUCCGACCCACUCUCUCGCAGCAGCCUCUCUUCGGGAGGAGCCGGCGAGGGGGCCAAGAGCGCGGAGGGCAUUGCGGAGAACGAGGAAGCGCUGCUGCCAAUGAUGGAGGGGAGCAACUUCCUGGAUGCCAAGGGCGGAACCGACCUGAUCAUCAACAGCUACGGCCCCAUCACGAAGGCCAACUCCAAAAGGAAAUGGGUGUUCUUCCAGGACUUGAAGAAGGGGCAGCUGGGAGAGCCCCAGAGGCAGCGCGACAAAGCAACGUGCCUGUAUCAGGCAGACACCGCCGUCCUCUUCGCCGAGGGUCAGCCUUGUGGACCUGCAGGACAACAGCCGAGCCACCAGGUGGCCUACGACGUGGUGGUGGCUGACACGGAGCACUCGGCCAACAGUGAAGGGAGCCACGACACGGGCGACUCUGGGAGGUUCUCCCACGAGUCCAGCGAAGAGUUGGCCCUCCCCAUUGACGCCGGGGCGUCCUCGGCCCCCUCCGCUCCUUGGGAAGGCCCCGCCGUGCCCGGGCAGCCCGUCCUGCGUGCCUCCAAAGAGCCUCCUGACCAAAGAGCCCCCUCCCCACUCCGGCUCCCUCCGCCAGGGCAGAACUGAGUUGCUGGCCAGACCCCCGGGGCAGAAGGGGCUGUUCAAGGACAAUGGACAGGGAGCCCCCCCUCCACUUUCUGUGGGGCCGCCCCCACUCUGUCCCUGGCGUGUGGGGCCUUUUUGGUAACGUGUUAAACUCACUUGCUUUGAAUGUUUGUUGCUCAACAAUGUGAAAGGGGAGGGAGAAGGAGAAGAAGGGUUUAUAUAUAUCUAUAGCUCUAUAUAUGUAUCACUGGAGCAAAGGGAAGCCCCCUUUGCUGACUAUCUACCUCAGUUUGCCAGGCGGUGAACUCUGAAGACCGGCUCCGCUACCUCACCUGCGCGUUGAGGGUUGGUCUCGGCUACGGAACUGACCGUGCUUCCUCGUAGCCACCCCCUGUCUGUCCCCCCCCCCAUUUAUAUGUGUAGCGUGUGAAUGUGUGAGUGUGUGCGUGUGUGUGUGCGUGCUCAAAGGAGUCGUAUAGGUCAGUGUGCAGAGCUGUCUGGCUGGAGCUCUGGUUCCAGGAACGAAACGGUGCAGCCGCCUGCCUCUGCAGCAAGAAGAGCGCUGCCCAGGUUGUCUGUCCGAUGGCAGAAUCCAGCAUCCAGAGUCCCUCUGCAAAGGGACAUGAGGUGGGGGCAUGAGGGCUGCCCAGCUGGGGGGGGGGUGCUGAGGCUGUAGCCCUAAAAUGCCCCCAGAGGAGAGUCUGCCCGCUGCUGAGCCCCCCGGGGAUCCCCCCCCCCCCCCGCCAGUUCCUCUCCAGGACGAUCGAGCUGCCUUUUUGAACCACGUCUCCCCAUCUGCCUCAGAGAGUAGUGCCUUCUCCUUGUGGUCCUCUGUGUCGUGGCAGAUCGGCGGGGGGCCCCAGCGCUCGUUUCUGUCCUCCGGCCACGCUCCACUUCAAGCAUUCCCUGCCAUUUCCUAGCAACGGUGCCUUCCGUGUUGUCCUCCGAAACCACAGGUUCGCCUUGUGCCUUCUUUCAUGUUCAUGCAGUUGCUUUGAAGUACGGAAAGAUGCCUUAAGUGCUCUCGGUGGGCUUGCCCCUCUCGCCUCCGGGGCUGCUGCUGCUGCUGCUGUCACCCCCUUUCGGGCUGGCUCUCCACCCAGGUAGCGCCCCAAGCUCUGGAGAAGCUGCCCAGGAAGGGAGAAGGCAGAGGUUGAGCUGAACAGACCUGGAACCCCGUGCGACUCCCCCUCCCCCUCCCCUUCGAUACUACCUCCUUGGAAACUGAUUCCAGUAUUGUUGUUGUUUUCCUGUACUCAGGGCGCAGUUGGUGUCUUUUAAGCUGCCUCGCAGCAAUGCGGGCAAACUGACAGGGUAUCGUGUGUGGUUUGUUUUUGAGUCGGAGGUCCAGAGUGUGAGCCCAUCCCCCAAAGCCAAGCCGUGCAGACUGACCUCCCCUGGUCCGAGUUCGGUGUCUCUCCCAGGCGGGCGAAGAACCUGUCCUGAGGUGACUCCCCCCCCCCCCCCUGCACCCAGGCAAGGGUCUCCUUGUGCUGGAGGAAGAGGCCGGAGCUGGUCAGCCUCUCUGUAUCUGUUUGGCUUCGAGGGAUUGGUUGAGCUCUCCUCCAGAUGUUUCGCCUGAGUGGGUGCGUGCGUGCGUGCGUGUGGGUGGGUGUCUCCUAGUGCAGUUCAUCUUCCACUGUUGUCUUGAUACGAAAGGCUUUAAAGAGAUGAUAACCUUGUACCAAAGAAUUUUCUGUAGGAAAAAAAGCUGCAUAUUUUCCAAAAAAACACACGAUUGCUCUAGUUGAAGAAAAAAAAAAUAGAGGUUUAAAUCCAUUUUAUUGCCUGUGUAGCUACUAACCAGAAGCAGAAGGGAACCGAACCGUCGGCCUUCUCUGGGUCAUAGAAAUGGGUUGACUAGAUAUAGCUAUUCCAGUUUUAACUACCUUAUUGUUAAAAGAACUCUUUUUUAAAAAAAAAAGAAAAAGAAAGUUGAAAUAACUGCUCCAAAGAUUUCCAAGUGUAAUUAUGUUUUCCUUUUCUUCGGCAAUUAGCCCUUUUGACAGUCCAGUAUUAGAAUAUUUUUGAAUGGGUUUUUUUUUUGUAUCUACUUGCUGAAGAAAAAGAAACUUUUCUCACCAAAGAUUUAUUUUUUUGGUCUCAUUGGGUGAAAUCGUUGCGCCUACGGCUGAAGUUCGACAAGAGUCUAUCUUGGCUGUGUCGCACGGAGCUUCCCGAUUGGCCUCGUCUCUCUCAAAUGCGCAAAGAGCUGAUAUGUCCGGGUAACCGUUUCCUUCUCCAAAGAUUUGUCUGCUUUCGAGUGCUGACCCUUUAGAUGCUGUCGGGGCACCAGUGGACUGUACUGCUAUGGGCUGUCGUGCCAAAGACUGCGAGGGCGCCAAGCCCAGAGGGAGGGGAGUCCCAGCCCCCAACCCCCCCCCCACUCCCUGGGCUAGCUUGGGCUGCUGGAGGACCACAGAGCCUGCCAGGUUUCCCAAGGCACCAAGUUCUGUGAAAUUUGCCUUCUUUGGCUAAGCUGAUGGCGUCUCCUCUGUUGCCCACUCAGAGUUGGCUGGGGUGCCCCAGAGACCCACAACAUCCUCACCUCCGAUGCUAACCAGAGAAAUUGUUUUCUUCAAGUACUUUGCAGCAGCACAUGGAGACAACCAAAGAUAUUUAAGGUUACCUUAGCAUAGAGGCGUGUGUUAGUUAGGUCUCUCUGCUUUGCUUUUCUUGUUUGUGUUAGCAUUAGGUUAUGACGAGUCCCUCCAGACCCCCGGCCCGCAUCAAACACGCAUUAGGACUCUGGCCCGUGCCUCGUCUGCCUGGCUCAGCGCACGAAGGCAGCCAAGGGGGCUUCCGCCUCUGCUAAGCCCAGGGCCCGGCUGUCGGGACAGCGGCUUGGGUUUGCUCAGGCAUCAAAGAUGUCCAGACUGGCCAAGCAAAUCGGGUCACAUCAAUCCUUUCCUUCCUAGCCAAGGGAGCAGAACUUCCUUCGACUCCAGUGGCAUCGGGCUACUCACCAAAGUUAUUCUCAGCAAAGCACAUACUCCGGAAUAGUCCCAUUGAUGUCAGUGGGAUACCAAAGAUAUAACUCUGGAGUAAGUGGUGUGUUGAGACAUUCUGUCCUUAUCCUGUGGUGCCCGUGGCAAUGACGCCAACAGACAAACAUCUCCUUCGUACAGGUGGCACAAAAAUGCACAGGCCAAACAGCCCAGAGGCGGCUGAACGUGAUUGUGCCUCUGUCCAGAGCAUCUGGAAGUGGGAAGGUUUCCUCUCUUGCAUGACUUAAAUGCUGCUAGACCAGAUGAUAGAUUAACGCAAAAGCUAGAGCCAAUGUGAGCAGGCAUGCUCGCAUUCAGGAGCCAGAUGUGGUUUGGAGAUG
This is a messenger RNA of Sphaerodactylus townsendi, 7085 nucleotides long. RefSeq names its product protogenin (gene PRTG). Gene Ontology annotation, biological process: axon guidance; cell-cell adhesion. Lineage: Eukaryota; Metazoa; Chordata; Lepidosauria; Squamata; Sphaerodactylidae. The record is from RefSeq and is a predicted model, not a curated record. Gene Ontology annotation, cellular component: plasma membrane; axon. Gene Ontology annotation, molecular function: protein binding.